AUGCUUCUAACGACCACAAUUGCGAUACCAAUUGCAAUCACGAGACCUAUUACACCGAUCGAAACUAUAAAGGAUCAAGUAAGAGCUAUAACCGUGGCUCAAGAAGCUACAAUCGCGGUAAUAGAAGCAGAGGUAGGAACAAAGGUUUUGCACGUAAAAGAAGGAAUAAAGGCUUCCGCGGAAGUAGAAAGCUUAAGCUUCUUGGCGGACUACGAAAGAGUAGAGAGUAUUGCAGACGAAGAAAAUCACCAAGAUCAAGCAACAUACGCUACUGAAAACUAUCAGUACGACGAAUACGAUUACGGUGACCGCAAUUACUUCACUCAGACCUUUCUCACCGAGGCUAAAAAGGUGAUAGGCGCCGAAACCAUUGCAAUUUUGCAAGAACGCUCAGCUUACUACGCUUUCACCACCUUGGACGCUAUGAACCCUUUAAUUAAGGAAGAUAAGACCGUUCCACUAAAGACCUACAUUUCACACUCCCGGUAUUCAGCUUAUCGAUUCUAA
This is a messenger RNA of Drepanopeziza brunnea f. sp. 'multigermtubi' MB_m1, 507 nucleotides long. Lineage: Eukaryota; Fungi; Ascomycota; Leotiomycetes; Helotiales; Drepanopezizaceae. The record is from RefSeq and is a predicted model, not a curated record.